GUCGUGCGAUACGGAGCGAUACGGCCGGAGUAAUCUAUACAUAUUUUAAGCACACACGUAGAGGAAGUGUUUAGAGUCUUAGAUAAUUAAAAAGCGAGAAAGGAGAUGAAUCAAUCGAUUAGAUAUACACCGUUUAGUGAAACCGGCCUCGAUGGACCCGAUCAAAUACUAUUUACGGACGCAGAUACCACAUGUAAUCCCGAUGGCAGAGUACGAAUAAAGUUAGAUAACAAUGGAUCCAAUUCAUAUCAACCCGAAUCAAUCCCUGGAGUUUUUACUAGAACAGCAAAGCUUUACCCUGAUCAUAUAGCGUUGGUAUCUAGACCUGAUGUCAACGGCAAAAGAACCACGUAUACUUUCCAAGAAUAUGAGUCUAUUGUGAGAAUCGUCGCAAAAGCGUUUCUAAAGUUAGGUUUAGAGAGAUAUCAUAGCGUCUGCAUAAUAGGAUUUAAUAGUCCGGAAUGGAUUAUUGCCGAACUUGCGACUAUAUACGCUGGUGGAAUCGCUGUAGGGGUUUAUAUCACAAAUUCUCCGGAGGCAUGCCAAUAUUGCGCUGAACAUAGUCGAGCAAAUAUAAUAGUCGUUGAAGAUGAAAAGCAAUUGCAGAAAAUCUUGCAAAUAAAACACAAUUUGCCCUAUUUGAAAGCAAUUAUUCAAUAUGAUGGUAUACCUACCGAAAAGGAUAUUUUGAGUUGGGGUGAUUUAUUGGACAUAGGUAAGAGAGAAUCGGAGAAUAAAUUAUCACAUGUGUUAAAGACGAUAGGAAUAAACGAAUGUUGCGUUUUAGUGUACACGUCGGGGACAAUCGGACAUCCAAAAGCUGUAAUGUUAAACCAUGAUAAUUUAUUGCACGGCAUAUGGGGACUGUUACCAGUGCUACAUAUGAAAAAAAAAUCAGAAGUUAUAGUAAGCUAUUUGCCAUUAUCUCACAUUGCAGCACAGCUAAUUGACGUCAUACUAAAUAUUAUGUUAGCGAGCACAGUAUACUUUGCAGACCCAAGUGCAUUAAAGGGUACAUUAAUAAAUACGUUACUUGUGGCGCAACCUACUAUUUUCCUAGGAGUGCCCAGAGUAUGGGAAAAGAUAUAUAAAAAAAUGCAAGAGAAAACAGAUAGUAAUGGUGUAAUAAAAACAUGGAUUGCUAAAUGGGCAAAAGAACAAGCUCUUUAUUAUUAUACAAAUAAAAUAAAUGGCAUAAAUUACAAACAAUGGGGCUACCUCUUUGCAAAAUGGCUCGUUUUCGACAAAGUCAAGGCAGCAUUGGGUUUAAAUAAGUGCUACAUCUACAUUACCGGAGCAGCACCUAUAAAUAUCGACAUUAAAAAGUAUUUCUUGAGUUUAGACAUACCUUUAAUAGAAGUAUAUGGAAUGUCUGAAUCUUGUGGGUGUCAAACAAUAAACGACUUAAAAUAUAGCAUGGUUGGUGUGGGAAAACCUUUACCUGGGCUAUAUAUAAAAUUAGACAAUAUAAAUGAACACGAUGAGGGAGAAGUUUGUAUGAGUGGACGAUCCAUAUUUAUGGGUUAUUUAAAUGCACCGAAGCAAACCGAAGAAGCCAAAGAUAAAAACGGCUGGUUACAUAGUGGUGACCUUGGCAAAUUAGAUUCAAAAGGGAAUUUGUUUAUUACUGGUAGAAUAAAAGAACUUGUAAUCACAAGUGGAGGAGAAAAUGUGGCAUCAUACAAUAUAGAGCAAGCAAUAUUGUCGGAAUUAUCAUAUUUAAGUAAUGCCAUGGUAAUUGGAGAUCAAAAGAAAUAUUUAAUAGUCCUUGUCACACUUAAGAGUGAUAUGAAUGAAGAGACUGGCGCACCAUUGGAUACGCUGGCGCCAGAUGUAUUGAAAUGGGCACAUUCUAUUGGUAGUAGCGCUAAAACAGUUACAGAGGUCAUAAACUCUCGUGAUGUAGCCAUAUAUGGAGAAAUCGACAAGGCAAUUAAGAGAGCAAAUAUGCAAGCUAUAAGUAAUGCUCAAAAAGUACAGAAAUUCGAAAUUCUUCCCCAUGAUUUUUCGAUUCCAACUGGUGAAUUGGGACCCACCUUAAAACUUAAAAAGAAUGUAGUUCAGAAGAUGUAUGCUGAUUUAAUAGACAAAAUGUAUGAAUAAAAUUCUACAUUACUGUCAUAAUAAUAUUAAAG
This is a messenger RNA of Acromyrmex echinatior (Panamanian leafcutter ant), 2135 nucleotides long. Its product is annotated as long-chain-fatty-acid--CoA ligase ACSBG2. Lineage: Eukaryota; Metazoa; Arthropoda; Insecta; Hymenoptera; Formicidae. Gene Ontology annotation, molecular function: long-chain fatty acid-CoA ligase activity. The record is from RefSeq and is a predicted model, not a curated record. Gene Ontology annotation, cellular component: membrane; endoplasmic reticulum.